AUGAUCUAUGCGUAUACCGAUAGGUCCGAUACUCUGUUCGUUACUAUGCACAUGAUCAAGUACUUAAAGAUUCAACCUUUUUCUCCAACCACAUUGACCUCUACGUGUGACGAGAGGACUACAUUAGAGAGCUUUAUCAAACCUCCAUCGAGUGUUUGGCACUCCAUGAAUGACAGCGAGCUUCUUUGGCGUGCAUCGAUGGAGCCACGGAGAUAUUACUAUCCGUUCAGAAGAGUUCCUAAAAUGGCGUUCAUGUUCCUCACCAAAGGCCCUUUACCAUUUGCUCCACUUUGGGAAAGGUUUUUCAAAGGGCAUGAGGGACUUUACUCAAUCUACGUUCACGCGUUGCCAAGUUACAAAUCGAAUUUCCCAAGCUCUUCUGUGUUUUACAGAAGACAGAUCCCAAGUCAGCCUGUGGCAUGGGGAGAGAUGAGUAUGUGUGAAGCUGAGAGAAGGCUUUUGGCUAACGCGUUGCUCGAUAUCUCCAACGAAUGGUUUGUUCUGCUCUCUGAAGCAUGCAUUCCUCUCCGCGGUUUCGAUUUCAUCUACAACUACGUUUCAAGAUCAAAAUAUAGUUUCAUGGGCUCUGCUGAUGAGGACGGGCCUUACGGUAGAGGCAGAUACAGCUACGCAAUGGGACCAGAGAUCCACCUAAGCCAGUGGAGGAAAGGGUCUCAGUGGUUUGAAAUCAACAGAAAACUCGCUCUUGACAUUGUUGAAGACAUGAUUUACUAUCGCAAAUUCAAAGAGUUUUGUAGACCUCCUUGCUAUGUGGAUGAACAUUACUUCCCAACAAUGCUCUCUGUUUAUUCCUCGGAAAUGCUUGCGAACCGGACAUUGACUUGGACAGACUGGUCACACGGUGGUGCUCAUCCAGAUACUUUUGGAGAAGAUGAUAUAACAGAGAGGUUCCUCAAGAAGCUUCCAAGAUCUCAAUCUUGCUUCUACAAUGACCAGCCAUCACAAGUUUGUUAUCUCUUUGCAAGAAAGUUUUCGCCGAGCGCAUUGGAGCCUUUACUCAAACUUGCACCAAAGGUUCUUGGAUUCUAA
This is a messenger RNA of Microthlaspi erraticum, 1050 nucleotides long. Lineage: Eukaryota; Viridiplantae; Streptophyta; Magnoliopsida; Brassicales; Brassicaceae. The record is from the annotation of a GenBank genome assembly.